CUAUAAAAAAAACGAAUUUCAUUUUAUUAGUGCUUAUGAGUGUAAGAAAAAAAUAUUUUAACGAAGAAAAUAGAAGUUCUUGAAACUAUAAUUCAAUUUAAAUACAUGAGAAUGACACUCUUCUCUUUAUUCGCCGGUUUGAUAACGCUGGGCAUUGUCGGUUAUGUGAUGUGUAAGGAUAUUAAUGAGUAUCCACAAGUAUUAUCAUUACAAAAUUCAUUACAUCCACCUGUCGAAUCACUGAUGUCGCCCACUGACAUGCUUCAAAAUCAUUCACAUUCGAGAUCUCCUAGAUGGUUUCCAUUCUACACUAUUGGACGUUUUCCCAAUGAUGUCUGCGUGGGCGCUAAUCUGCUGUCCGGUACAUGCGUGGUGCGUGGUGAAUGCUCUGAUAACGGCGGAGUAGCGGCAGGCACCUGUAGUACAAUUACAACGCAGGCUGUUUGUUGUAUUUAUCAAAUGGGCUGCGGCUCCAGUACAAGUUACAACAACACAUAUUUCUAUAACUCCGGCUAUCCGGGCACGUAUGGAGGCGGUGGGCGUUGCACAAUUGUCGUCUCACCAUGCGAUGCCAAUAUUUGUCAGCUGCGCAUUGAUUUCCUAUCGCUAUCCAUAGCCCCACCGAACGGCGAUGGUUUCUGUCAAACCGACACGCUCACUAUCACAGGAGGCGCAUCACGUGUACCCACUAUUUGUGGAGAAAACAGCGGCCAACAUGUGUACGUCGACUUUAAUGGCGAAUCACCAAUCACUAUUUCUGUGGCAACAUCUGACGGCUACACCUUCAAUAGGCAAUGGCAAUUUCAAAUCGCCCAGAUCGGCUGCGCGUCUGCCACACAAGCGCCCUCAGGCUGCCUGCAAUACUAUAUGGACACAAGUGGCACAGUGUCGAGUUUUAAUUACGACUCCGCCGCCAACUCGCUGACCAACUCCAUUGGUGUGCCUGGUACGCGUCAAAUUGCCAAUCAGCAAUAUGGUAUUUGUGUGCGCAUGGGCGCCGGCAUGUGCUCAAUCACAUGGAGUCAAGUGAGCUCUGAUGCGUAUUCCUUUACGCUGACAAAUGACGUGGCCGUUAUCGAUCCUUCGUUGCUGGGCACGGCAACGGUACAGAGUCAAGAUUGCACAACGGACUAUAUAAUCAUACCAAAUCCAAUGCAAGAUAGUCAAACGCUGGCAAGUGAUCGUUUUUGUGGUUUGGGUUUGGUGAGUACGACGAGUUCGACGAAGCCGUUUGUGCUAUACACAGUGACGAAUGGAAAUGAGGAUUUGGAUAUGUCUAAUCGCGGUUUUCGUCUGUCGUACGCGCAGAACAGCUGUCCUGUUGUUUAGCGUUAGCUUUGGGGACGGCAACACACUAAGCUUAAGUAGUAUAUUUAAGUAGUAGAUGGCACUGUAACAUGAGUACAUUAAAUUUACUUAGGAAUAAUUAUGAGAAUAAAUUUUGUGAUUUAUAA
Messenger RNA from Ceratitis capitata (Mediterranean fruit fly), 1454 nucleotides. RefSeq lists its product as uncharacterized. NCBI's taxonomy places the organism in Eukaryota, Metazoa, Arthropoda, Insecta, Diptera, Tephritidae. The coding region runs from base 106 to 1329 and encodes 407 amino acids. The transcript has 4 exons. The record is from RefSeq and is a predicted model, not a curated record.